Molecule: messenger RNA, 1491 nt
Organism: Papaver somniferum (opium poppy)
Lineage: Eukaryota; Viridiplantae; Streptophyta; Magnoliopsida; Ranunculales; Papaveraceae
Product: thioredoxin-like fold domain-containing protein MRL7L, chloroplastic
Exons: 6
Coding region: 100-1152 (350 amino acids)
Biological process (GO): chloroplast organization; regulation of DNA-templated transcription
Cellular component (GO): chloroplast stroma
Source: RefSeq, a predicted model, not a curated record
AGUAGAGAAUUGGCUAUCAUUUUUCUCUCGGUCUUAGUGGGUUUUACUCAAGAAGAAUAUAAUUUGUUAGCUCAAGGUAACAAGCAACAGAAUUUAGAAAUGACGUUGCAAACUAAGCUGGAUAUUAGGUGUUUGUCAUAUAGUCUAAAAGAAGAUAGACCUUUUGAUACUUUGUCGACCUGGGCUACUCAUGUUCAUUUCCCCAGUCGAAAACAGUGGAUAUACGCGAAUGUUUCGGUAGAAUUGGAUUGCUGUAAUCACACUGUAUCAAUGUUUGGUAGGUCGUCAUUGAUGUAUACUGGUAGAAGAAAAUAUGGUUUAAGAGCUUCUGAUAAGACGGUUAAGGAAGUCGAGUUUGAUGUUGAGAAGAAAAAGGUUGAAGUGAUGGACGAUGAGGAUGAUGAAGAGGGUCCGAGCUUAAUGAAUGAUGAGGAGAGGAGGGAAUGGAGAAGGAAAAUUAGGCAAGUGAUUGACAACAACCCAGAGGUAGAGGAGGAGGAUGACCCAAUUGAAAAGACGAAGAAGAUGGAGAAGCUUCUUGCUAAUUACCCUCUUGUUGUUGAAGAAGAAGAUCCCAGUUGGCCUGAAGAUGCAGAUGGCUGGGGAUUCAAUUUAGGCCAGUUCUUUGAUAAGAUUACAAUUAAGAAUAACAAAAAGGAUGAUGUUGAUGAUGAGAAUUACUAUAGUGAUAAGGAAAUUGUGUGGCAAGACGAUAACUACAUCCGUCCGAUAAAAGAAAUCACCUCUAAAGAAUGGGAGGAAACUGUAUUUAAAGAUAUUAAUCCCCUGGUUGUUUUCGUGCAUAAUCGAUAUAAAAGACCCAAGGAAAAUGAAAAGGUCCGCGAAGAAUUGGAGAAAGUGGCUCACGUCUUCUGGAACACUGGGCUUCCUUCCCCUCGAUGUGUUGCUCUCGACGCUGUUGUUGAACUCGAUCUCGUCUCCACCUUGAAAGUUACAGUCUUUCCUGAAGUUAUCUUUACCAAAGCAGGAAAGAUCUUAUACCGCGAGAAAGGGUUUCGGACGGCAGAUGAGUUGUCGAAGAUAAUGGCAUUCUUCUAUUAUGGAGCAAUCAAGCCACCAUGCUUGGCUACAUUACUUAAAGAAGACCAUGAACUGAUCCCUUCUGCUCCAAACAAUGUUGACCAAGACUAAACGGUGACGGGGAUGUUGUACGAUAAAGGUUAGCUAAAUGUUUUUAUGAAGUUGGGUAUUUUCUGAGUGCAUUAUAGUUGGUUUCAGUCAUGGUAGAAACUUUGCAAUCUUUGAAUGAGCAUUAUAGUCUGACCCUUGUUCAGAUUUUAUUCAUAUCGGCCACAGGGUUCAGAAAUUUCCAGUUCAAGUACCCUUCAUAAGAUAAACAGAACUAAAAAAGAUACCUCUCAUUUUCAGAUCCUUUGAUGUAUCCCGCAACUUAUAAGACGAAAAUUCUUCUUGCAAGAAGAAUAAAAUGUAAUUUUUGACAAUUCUAAGUACAUUUGGGCUUGCAUUUAA